AUGGAUCAAACAAUUGGGUUUAUGGUUCAUAGGGUUGAUUACUGGCUGUCGAUCGUCGCUGUAGCUGUCGAUCGCUUCAGCUGUCGACCGCCGCUUCAGCUGUCGACCGUCGCUACAGCUGUCGAUCGUCGCUACAGCUGUCGACCGUCGCUACAGCUGUCGACCGUCGCUACAGCUGUCGAUCGUCGCUACAGCUGUCGACCGCCGCUACAGCUGUCGACCGCCGCAACAGCUGUCGACCGCCGCAACAGCUGUCGACCGCCGCAACAGCUGUCGACCGUCGCAACAGCUGUCGACCGUCGCUACAGCUGUCGACCGUCGCCACAGCUGUCGACCGUCGCAACAGCUGUCGACCGUCGCUACAGCUGUCGACCGUCGCUACAGCUGUCGACCGCCUCUACAGCUGACGACCGUCGCUACAGCUGUCGACCGCCGCUACAGCUGACGACCCUGUCGACCGUCGCUACAGCUGUCGACCGCCGCUACAGCUGUCGACUGCCGCUACAGCUGUCGACCGCCGCUACAGCUGACGACCGCCGCUACAGCUGUCGACCGCCGCUACAGCUGUCGACCGUCGCUACAGCUGUCGACUGCCGCUACAGCUGUCGACCGCCGCUACAGCUGUCGACCGCCGCUACAGCUGUCGACCGCUGCAGCUGUCGACCGCCGCUACAGCUGUCGACCGCUGCAGCAGUCGACCGCCGCUACAGCUGUCGACCGCCACAGCUGUCGACCGCCACAGCUGUCGACCGCCGCUACAGCUGUCGACUGCCGCUACAGCUGACGACCGUCGCUACAGCUGUCGACCGCCGCUACACCUAUCGACCGCCGCCACAGCUGUCGACCGCCGCCACAGCUGUCGACCGCUGCAGCUGUCGACCGCCACAGCUGUCGACCGCCACUACAGCUGUCGACCGCCACAGCUGUCGACCCAGUAAAACAGAUCUUACCUGUUUGUGGAGUGCCCUCCACAAACAGUGCCCUGUCGACAGUGCCCUGUCGACCGCCGCUACAGCUGUCGACUGCCGCUACAGCUGUCGACCGCCGCUACAGCUGACGACCGUCGCUACAGCUGUCGACUGCCGCUACAGCUGUCGACCGCCGCUACAGCUGUCGACCGCCGCUACAGCUGUCGACCGCUGCAGCUGUCGACCGCCGCUACAGCUGUCGACCGCUGCAGCAGUCGACCGCCGCUACAGCUGUCGACCGCCACAGCUGUCGACCGCCACAGCUGUCGACCGCCGCUACAGCUGUCGACUGCAGCUACAGCUGACGACCGUCGCUACAGCUGUCGACCGCCGCUACACCUAUCGACCGCCGCCACAGCUGUCGACCGCCGCCACAGCUGUCGACCGCUGCAGCUGUCGACCGCCGCAGCUGUCGACCGCCACAGCUGUCGACCGCCACAGCUGUCGACCCAGUAAAACAGAUCUUACCUGUUUGUGGAGUGCCCUCCUCUUCUCACCUGCGGCUUCUUACCUGAAAGUAAAACACUAA
This is a messenger RNA of Procambarus clarkii (red swamp crayfish), 1497 nucleotides long. The record is from RefSeq and is a predicted model, not a curated record. Lineage: Eukaryota; Metazoa; Arthropoda; Malacostraca; Decapoda; Cambaridae.